Molecule: messenger RNA, 714 nt
Organism: Cryptomeria japonica (Japanese cedar)
Lineage: Eukaryota; Viridiplantae; Streptophyta; Pinopsida; Cupressales; Cupressaceae
Product: LOB domain-containing protein 12-like
Exons: 2
Coding region: 58-480 (140 amino acids)
Source: RefSeq, a predicted model, not a curated record
AUAUGUAAUGUAAGCUAUUUCUUUUGUGCUGCAAGAUACCUAAUUCAUCGGGAAGAGAUGUCUCGUAUUGUUUACCCGUGUGGCCCUUGCAAGAUUCAACGAAAAAAGUGUGGAGAUAAAUGCAUUCUCGCUCCUUAUUUCCCACCAAACGAUCCUCACAAAUUCUUUGUUGUGCGGAAAAUAUUUGGAGCCAGCAAUAUUGCAAAAAUCCUUGAGGAUAUUCCGGGUGAAAAGAGAGGAGAUGCGGUAAGGAGCCUGGUAUAUGAAGCAAGUGCGAGAUUGAAUGAUCCAAUCUACGGUUGCACCGCCGAAAUUUCUCGAUUGCAAAACCAAGUUUUACAUCUCCAAUCACAACUCGCAACCGUUCAAGCAGAGCUCCUCAACGCACACGGUAAUUUAGUAGUCUCUCAAAAUAAUGAGAAUGAAGAUAUAGGUUUUCAAUACGAUGACGACCCCUUUGGAUUGUGGGCACCACUGUGAACCUAGUUUGUAUUAUCUAAAGCCAUUUCUAAAUAUCUGAUCAUUCCUAUUCUGACAUUCAUGGUUAUAUAGUGUCAAUAAUAAAUCAAUUAUUAAUUAGGAUGUCAAAAUGGGCACAUGAAGGCAUUAGAGUACGUGUUGUUGGUCACAUUAAAAAGUUUAUAGGGGUGUUGCAUCCAAUUUCUGCAAUCCAAGUUGAAUCCAAGUUAAAUCAAUUGACUUGCCUUGCACAUA